AAAGUGGGAAUCGGGAAUGCUUCGCUCGCGGGCUUUCAGUGAGAAAGAAGUAGUUAGAAAUAGUUAUUGUCAUUAUUAUUCACCUUAGACAAAAGUGGACCCACCCUCCAGAAAAAAGAUUAAGGCUGAGAUUUUGAAAGUGAAAAAAUAAAAUAUUUAUUUUGAAAUCUGGAAAGUGAAUGGCGUCUCCAUGGACUGUUUUACUCUAGUGAAAGAAGGGUUGAAAAAACAUAUAUAAGGUUUAGAAAAAGAAAGAAAAAAAAAAGAAACUCAAAAUUGCUUUUUAAUGAUCAUGGCGCUGCUUAGGACUUUAUACGUUUUGGGAUGGAUAACUUUGGCGGCAGCCGUCACGGAGGAUUCUGAAGAGGUCACACAGCUCACCAUUCUGGUGAACGAGACGGUCACACUCCCGUGCUCCAUUUCGACGCAGUCAGUCGACGACGUGGCUGUCAUCAUCCUGUGGUACAAAGGGGCGUCGCCAGCGCCGUUCUACAGCUACGACCUGCGACAGCCAGAGUCUGGGAGGCACUGGAGCGAUGAGACAGUGUUAGGUCAAAGGGCGUUCUUCGACCCGACGCUGAAUCCCCCCAGCCUCAAGGUCACCCCCGUCAGGUCGCUCGACCAGGACACGUACCGCUGCAGGGUCGAUUACGAGCGGGGCCCGUCGAAGACGUCGACGGUGCUUCUGGUGGUUAUCGUUCCUCCUUCGCAUCCUGUCAUCACUGACGAGAGUGGGAACCUGGUGAAGGACACGGCUGGUCCUUACCUGGAGGGCGGACGGGUCGUCCUUACGUGCAAGACUAUCGGAGGUCGUCCAUCCCCAACGUUAGUGUGGCUGCGCAACGGGGCGAUCGUGGGGGACUCCUACACCGUGGACCACCGGGGCCAAGUCAGGAACCUGCUCCACCUGGACAACCUGUCCAGGAAGUUGCUGGACACGUCCUACACCUGUCGUGCUAGCAACAGCAACAUCACGCAGGCGCUGGACGCCACCGUCGCCAUCAACUUGACGCUGGCUCCGCUGACGAUAGCCCUCGUGAAGCUGACGCCUCCUGAGGAAUACGUCUCCGCGGGAACCAUAGAGGAGUUGGAGUGUUCCUCGUCGGGCUCGAGGCCUGACGCAGCCAUAUCCUGGUGGAGGGACAACAGGAGGAUCACCAAUCCCAAGGCCGAGGUCAGGAUGCUGAACAGGACGGUGUCCAUCCUACGCAUCGUCCCGAAACCAGAGGACCACGGUGUCGUAUUCACCUGCCGAGUGGAGAACCCCAUCCUGCCUUCGUCGACGCUGGAGGAGUCUUACAAACUGAAUGUGCACUACGUUCCCAAAGUCGAACUCCUGAUGGGAUUGGCUCUCAGUCCGAACUCGGUGAAGGAGGGCACUGAUAUUUUCUUCGAGUGUCGCGUAGUGGCCAAUCCCAAGCAUUACAAGAUCACUUGGGUACACGAGGGAACCAUCAUAGAGCACAACGUCACGGGCGGGGUCAUCAUGAGCAACAUGUCCCUGGUGUUACAGAGGGUCGGCAGGAACAUGGCCGGCCGCUACUACUGCAGAGCUACCAACCUCCACGGCGAGGGCGUCUCAAAUCCCAUCCCAGUCACCGUAAUGUACGCCCCCGUGUGUUCGCCUGGCCAGAAGACGGAGUACCAGGUGGCACACCACGACACAGCCAACAUCACCUGCAAAGUGAAUGCCGUGCCGGACAACGUCACCUUCACUUGGCGCUUCAACUCCUCCGGGUCCCUGCUGGAGUUGGCCGAAGGACGCGCCGCCUCCUGGGGCACCACCAGCGUCCUGCCCUACACCCCUGCCUCCCCGGGGGACUACGGCCUCCUGCUGUGCGCGGCGACGAACGCCCAAGGGGCCCAGCAUAAUCCCUGCGUCUAUAACAUCACGGCUUCAAAACCUCCCGAUCUCCUGGAGGACUGCAUCAUCAAGAACCAGACGACAGACACCCUCUUCGUCUCCUGCAAGGGCAUCCCUACGGUCCUGCCCAGGACCUUCAGCAUGGAGGUCAGGAAUUCCGAGGACCUCCACUUGGUCACGAAGGUCACCAACACAACGCCCCAUUUCAUAGCCACGGGACUGGACCCGGGCACGGCCUACACCCUGCACGUGGGCGUGCACAGUCCCAUGGGCGCCUCCACGCCCGUGAAACUGCAGGCGUUCACUGUGAAGACGGCAGAGAAGAGAAUGGGUAUGAUUCAGCCCUCGGAGGAGAUCAUGGGCGUGUUCCCACUGGUGGCCGUCGUGGUGGGAGCAGCAGUGACGAUUGUGAUCACCCUAAUCACCAUUGUAGCUCUGGCCAUCAAGCACUGCCCCAGGGAACGCAGCACCAGCCACGAGGCUCCGCCCCGCGGGCACCACCAGUACGCCCCAGGGUCCUCCUUGGUGUCCGACGGCUCGCCGAAAGAAACCGUCUCCACCUUCAGCAGGCCCUCGCCUGCCUCGGAGGACAGGAAUCCUGAUAUCAUCCCCCAGAAGGAAGAAUGCGACUACCAACUCGAGGAGCUCCGGGUCCCCAGCAGCUGUCAAGUCAACGCCUGCCACGGCGCCACGGCCAUCCAGGUACCCCUGAGCGGUGCUCCCCCCCACUACGUCUCUUCCGGGGGGGGAGGAGGAGGAGGAGGAGCCAUCAUCAACACCUACCCACACCAGAAGUGGGACGCCUAUUACCAACAGCAACACAUCCUUCAGUACCAUCCUCAUCAUCACCACCAGCCCCCGCCGUUUCACCAUCAACACCAUCUCCAGCAUCAUCUCCAACACCCCUCGGUCUCCACCACUAGUACCUCGUCGUCGCAAGGCGUGGUUAGGUCUACGCACGAAUCCUGCCAGAUAGCCACCGGUCACGGUGGAGAGCCAGCACACCACUCACAAGCACUCCACCAGCAAACGCCGCCCCCACAGGUAGUGUUGAUGCCCGACGCCCACGCAGCGUACUUGCCCCCUUCCACGGCGGCUACCAUAACCUCCGCGGGCAUGGCGAUGUACGGGGGAAGCCCCUACGGAGGUCCUCCCGCCCCUAAUCCUCAGCAGGGGGCCUUCGUCAACAAGAGAGCAGGUGGUGGUAUAGUAGGCCUAGAGGCUUCGUCCUCGUCAGCUUCUUCGUCGCCUAUAAUCAACCUCCGAGGAGGAGGAGGAGCUGGAGGAGGCCCUUCGGUGGCAGCGCCGCCCGCAGGAGGGGGAGGAGGAGGAGGGGGGACUUGUCCAGCUACUUCAGCGGCCGCCCACGGACAGGAGGAUUACACCGGAGAUGGGCGGAGACACGAGAGCAGCGUAUAACGACCCGAGGGCGCCUCGUCUAAAGCUCUUUUUUGGGGGGCGGGCGGUUUAUAGACCUAGGUGAAUAGCUCUCUCUCUCUCUCUCUCUCUCUCUCUCUAAGAGAAUAUACUAUUGACACAUAACAUUUUGUAUAAUUAUUCGCUAAUGUAAAAAAAAAAUAAAAUCCAUGAAUUAUAAUUAUAUAUCGAUGUAUCUGAGGAUGUGUAUGUUUAUACAUA
Messenger RNA from Macrobrachium nipponense, 3502 nucleotides. RefSeq names its product hemicentin-1-like. The record is from RefSeq and is a predicted model, not a curated record. Gene Ontology annotation, molecular function: protein binding. NCBI's taxonomy places the organism in Eukaryota, Metazoa, Arthropoda, Malacostraca, Decapoda, Palaemonidae.